Agrilus planipennis (emerald ash borer) is the source of this 986-nucleotide messenger RNA. RefSeq names its product embryonic stem cell-specific 5-hydroxymethylcytosine-binding protein. Bases 22 to 891 code for a protein of 289 amino acids. NCBI's taxonomy places the organism in Eukaryota, Metazoa, Arthropoda, Insecta, Coleoptera, Buprestidae. The record is from RefSeq and is a predicted model, not a curated record. Gene Ontology annotation, molecular function: single-stranded DNA binding. Gene Ontology annotation, biological process: DNA damage response. The transcript has 7 exons.
AGUUAUUAUUAAUUUAAAAUUAUGUGUGGAAGAUUAGCAUGUUCUCUUGAUCCUGAUUGUAUUUCAAAGUCUUGUGUUUAUAAAAAAAGAGACUCAAAAUCUUCUGAAGAGCCAAAAUGGAUAGAAAACAGUUGUUAUACUUACGUUCCUUCGUACAAUAUCUCGCCAGCAGGCACAGUAUGUGCAUUAGCUGAUAAUAGCCACUUUGAAUCAGAAACUCAUACUGAAUAUUUAUUAGUACCCAUGAGAUGGGGCAUGAUUCCCAUUUGGAGUACUGAUGAAAGAAAAUCUCAAUUUCACACACACAAUGCUAGAAUUGAAACACUAAUGCUGUCAAAAAUUUACAAAAAGGAAUUUAUGGAGGGUCGUCGCUGUAUUGUAGUUUGUGAGGGCUAUUAUGAAUGGCAGACCACCCAGAAAUCUUCAAGUCAUCAACCGUACUUCUUUUACAAUGAAUAUGUUGAAACUUCUAAGAGUAGCCCCAAAAAUCGUCCUUCUAAGCCUAUGGUCUAUUUGGCAGGGAUAUUCAAUGCUGUCAGGGACGUUUCCGGUUCUAAUAUUAGAUAUACAUGCUCUAUUAUUACGAAAGAUUCAGAUGAAGCAGUAUCUUGGUGCCAUCAUCGAAUGCCUCUUGCUCUGAAUGACUUUGAUGAUGUUGAGAAAUGGCUCGACGUUUCUGAUGAAGAACCUAAGGAAAUCUAUAAUUUCAUUAAGGAGUAUAAAUCUAAUGAAAAUAAAUCAAGUAUUGUUCUGCGGUAUCACGCUGUGGAUAAGCAAUUUGUGAAUAAUUCGAAAUGCGAAGAUAAAAGAUGCAUUGAAAGAAUGAGCGUUAAAAGAAAGAAUUCUGGUACGCUUGAUGCCUGGUUUAAGAAGAAAUCCGAAGACAAAUAAAUUCUUGGAAACAAUAAGCUUCUCAAUUUGUUUACUAAUCUGUUUAAAAUUAUUUAAGCUUAAAAGUAAUUGCGAGUUAAAUUUCCAAAGUAUAA